AUGGAGGUAGCGAAAAAGCUCAAAUUAUAAUCUCAGAGGUUUCAUGAGAAGGAAAUGAAUUGGAAGGUGUAAGAGUAGAUUGAGGAGAUUAAGCUGAAGGAUCGAGGUCAUCUGAGGUUGAAGGAGUGGACGAAAAGAAAUCAUUAUGAAAAGAGCAUGAAGGAUUUAAGGAAAUAAUAUGAAAAGUAUUUUACAAUCAAGAGGGUUGAUGGAAGAUCACUCACAUGUGAGUAAUUUGUGAAUUAAUUUGAGAUUCCUGAUAUUCCGUGUAUAAUUGCGAACACAGUUGACGAUUGGAAUGUUGAGAAAUAUUGGACAUUUGAGAAGUUGUAUCAAUUAUAUAAGGAAACCUCGUUCAAGGUGGGUGAGGAUGAUAAAGGCAAGAAGUUGAGAAUGCCAUUCAAGAAUUUCCUUGAUUACCUCGUUUAUAAUAAAGACGAUUCUCCGCUUUACUUGUUUGAGAGUUCAUUGGAGGACAUGAAAGAUGGUGGAGCUGACAUAAUAGGUCGAUUCAAAGUACACAAGUAUUUUUCAGAAGAUCUUCUAGCACUGGUAGGAGAAAAGCAUCGUCCUCCCUAUCGAUGGUUCUUAGUAGGGUAUCCAUAGCGAUCAGGUACAACAGUGCAUAUUGAUCCUUUGAUGACAAGUGCAUGGAAUACAUCAUUGCAAGGCCAUAAGCUUUGGGUUCUUUUUCCUCCUGAUAUUCCUAAAUGCGUAGUGAAAGCCAAAGGAUUGGCAGCCAAAAGAUUGAUAGAUCCUGUGGAUUUAGACGAAUCGAUCGAUUACUUUAUGCAUGCAUUGCCUAAGUUGAUAGAGUAGGAAGGAGCAGAUAAUUUAAAAAUUAUUAUGGGUAUAUAAGGUCCUGGGGAUACUAUAUUUGUGCCUGGUGGAUGGUGGCAUGCUGUCUUGAAUCUAGAUAACACUAUAGCUAUAACUCAAAAUUUUAUGUCAAGUAACAAUUUUGAUAAAACCUGGAGAUCGGUGAGAGAUGAGAGACCCAAGUUUAGUAAGCGUUUAUUGCAGGUGUUCUAGGAAUAGAGGUCUGAUUUGUAUGAAAGAGCACUUAAAUUAGAUGAAAUCGAUAAGAACCAAUUAAGAGUGCUGAGACUAGCCAAUCCAUUGAGUUCCGAUGAAUCCACUGGUAGUUCAUCAUCUAGUAGUUCAAGUAGCUCAUCUAGCAGUUCCAGUUCCGAUGAAGAUAAUUGA
Paramecium tetraurelia is the source of this 1206-nucleotide messenger RNA. RefSeq lists its product as uncharacterized. Gene Ontology annotation, cellular component: cytoplasm; nucleus. The record is from RefSeq and is a predicted model, not a curated record. Gene Ontology annotation, biological process: phagocytosis. Lineage: Eukaryota; Ciliophora; Oligohymenophorea; Peniculida; Parameciidae. Gene Ontology annotation, molecular function: P-TEFb complex binding; histone H4R3 demethylase activity. The transcript is spliced from 5 exons.